Messenger RNA from Labrus bergylta (ballan wrasse), 1368 nucleotides. NCBI's taxonomy places the organism in Eukaryota, Metazoa, Chordata, Actinopteri, Labriformes, Labridae. The record is from RefSeq and is a predicted model, not a curated record.
GUCACCAUUAAAGCGAUCAUCACUGUUACUUGGUUGCUUCUGGAAGUACUCUAACCACAUUAACGGUGAUUUAUCUCUGAUACUUAGGCCACGGUUUAAUAAGAAGCUCAUAUCAUCGAUACUGAGACUUCUGGGUGGCGUUUCGCUGCUCGUUUGGAUCGGGAUGAGCUCCAACUGUGAGGUGUGAUCAUUGUCUCAAAGCCUGUGUGUGUGUGUGUACACUGUGGGGUAGCAAAAGUAGGAUGAGCUGCCCCAGAGCCGUCACUGUCUGCAGGGACUGACACACAACACUGCAAACACGGCAGUCGAUGCAGUCUUCCAGAGGCUCUCCCUCCGCGUGGCUGAGAAACCAGCAGCAGCAGCAUGUCCCGCAUCUCCUCCACCGCCAAGCGCUACGCUGGCCCCUCCUACACCAGCCACUACAGCUCCUACAGCUCCCUGAGCCCGGGCCUUAGCUCCUACGGCGAGCGGGACAGGGUGUCCUCCUACAAGUCCCCCACCUCCUCCUCCUCCAUCUCUUCCUCAGGUUACUCCUCCUCCAGCUACCAGAACAGCUCUGCCCUCCGCAGCCGCAACUACAGCACCUCCACGGACCCCGACCCUGACCGGGGGCGCACCAUCCCGCGCGCAGACAUCCUGGGAAGCAGCAGUGGCAGCAGCAGCAGCAGCAUCAGCAGCAGACGGAGCAAGAGCCUCAGCAGGACCCCCAUCAAGAGCUACAGCGGGUCGGGGUUGAGCGGGGGAUCGACCUACACUAGCCCCAGUUCCUACUCUUCGUCCUCAGCCAAGAUCAGCUACCUCUACAGUCCACCGGUGGCCUCGAGCAUCUCGCUAAGCCGACGAAAAUCUGUAUCCCAGAGUGACUUGAGCAGGGACCUGGCUUCUCUGGGCCUCAGCGACACCUCCUCCUCUUCCUCCACCGCGUCCCCUUCCACCAGCGCCCUGCGAAGCUACCGCAGUCGAGCCAGCGAUGUGGCCAACUCGUACAGCUCCAGCUCCCGCCCUGGCUACUCGGGCCUGUUGAGGAGCUCUACUCAGGAGGCCCUCUCGCGGAGCUCCACCCAGGAGGCCUUUAGCAGCAGCAGCAGCAGCAGCAGCAGCAGAGCAUACGGCUCUUCGACAUGGGAGCCGAGCAGUAACAGGCUGUCCGACUCCCCCACCAGGGAUUCCAUGCACACUUACACGUCUCAUAAGGUGGCCAUGAUGUGCAGGACUAUGCAGGCCAGCAGCCUCAACUCUGAGCUCAGUAUCAAUGACCCCAAUGAGCUCCCGGAAUACAGGUCAGAAAGCAAAACUGACCCAGUUCCCGUCAGGAUUAGUCCCCAUGACUGCUUACAUGAAAGGAAGAGAGUGAAGGAGGAGGCAUAA